Messenger RNA from Nycticebus coucang (slow loris), 2118 nucleotides. RefSeq names its product cytosolic carboxypeptidase 3-like. The transcript has 2 exons. NCBI's taxonomy places the organism in Eukaryota, Metazoa, Chordata, Mammalia, Primates, Lorisidae. Gene Ontology annotation, biological process: proteolysis. The coding region runs from base 1 to 837 and encodes 278 amino acids. Gene Ontology annotation, molecular function: zinc ion binding; metallocarboxypeptidase activity. The record is from RefSeq and is a predicted model, not a curated record.
AUGAUUAUUAUUACAUUUUAUGUGCUUCCUUUCCCUUCCUUUUUGUUUAUUAGGGCAGACUAUGAAUACCAACUGACUGUGCGCCCUGACCUCUUCACAAAUAAACACACCCAGUGGUACUAUUUCCAAGUCACUAAUACCCAAGCAGGAGUAGUCUACAGAUUCACAAUUGUCAACUUCAUCAAGCCUGCUAGUCUUUACAAUCGGGGUAUGCGCCCACUGUUCUAUUCUGAAAAAGAGGCCGACACUCAUCAUAUUGGCUGGCAGAGAAUAGGAGACCAAAUCAAGUAUUAUAGGAACAACCCUGGGCAAGAUGGGCGCCAUUAUUUCUCUCUUACAUGGACAUUUCAAUUUCCACACAACAAAGAUACCUGCUACUUUGCUCACUGCUAUCCCUACACUUACACCAACCUGCAAGAAUACCUUUCUGGCAUCAAUAAUGAUCCAGUACGGUCUAAGUUUUGUAAAAUACGUGUUUUGUGCCACACGCUUGCUAGGAACAUGGUGUAUGUUUUAACAAUCACUACCCCUUUGAAGAACGCUGAUUCAAGAACCCGAAAGGCCGUGAUUUUGACUGCAAGGGUCCAUCCGGGGGAAACCAACAGCUCAUGGAUUAUGAAAGGCUUCCUAGAUUAUAUUUUAGGAGACUCAAAGGAUGCGCAAUUGCUUCGGGACACUUUCGUCUUCAAGGUGGUACCUAUGCUGAAUCCAGAUGGUGUGAUUGUGGGAAAUUAUCGGUGUUCUUUAGCUGGACGGGAUUUAAACCGUAAUUAUACAUCUCUCCUGAAGGAAUCUUUUCCUUCUGUAUGGUAUACCCGGAACAUGAUUCGUAGGUAAAAUAAGCUUCAAGUUACCUCUAUGCUUAUUUAGUAAAGUUGGUAGUAAGAAUUUUGCUCCCACAGUCCCACUCAUUUUACUCUAACUUUUCUGAAGACCGUUUGCUAUAUAACUACUUUAUUUUUCCCCCAUUCUUCCCAACUCAGAUUCUAUACCCUUCUGGCAUUAUGCCAGGAGAUUCACUAGCCUUCCUUUAAAUAGUGAAAUGCACUCCAGAAUGUUUUGGUGGCUCUGUGAAACUAAUAGUUAAACUUGAAUAUCCCAAAUUUGGUUUCUUGAAAAAGCUAACAGUCCACUGAUGUUCACACUAGGAUCUUUGAAUCCUUUAUACGAGAAAAUUAAUUACAUCUCGCAGAGCCUUCUGGCACUGUGUUACUCAUGGAUGGCUCUGUGAGUCUUUUGUUCAUCAGGUUACAUACUCAGUUACACUUAAAUGAAUAAUAGUCUCAUUUCCCCCUCCCCCAAAAUUGAACAGUUUGCAUUUUCUAGAAUUUAAGAAUCUAGAACAGUAAAAUGCACAUAACAUAAUUAUUUGUUGAAUAAUUGGGUGAAUUAUUUGAUAGAUUAAGGUGAUAAUCAGGAAUAUAAAUGUGCUGCAGUGGAAAGAUUUAUUGGAUUCACAGAUCAUCCAUUCCAAGUUCUUCCAAGUUCAGGACCUCUUAACCUUUUUGGAGUUAAGCAUAUCACAUUGAAAUUCCUGCUAUGUCAUUUAUUAACUAUGCAAGCUGUGCAGUUUAGAAACCAGCAUCAGUCUCAGUUUCGUCAUUUAUAAGGUAAUUCCUCAACACUGGGAGGACCAAAUGUGAAAAUUAUUACUAAAAUACUCAGAAUAGGAUCUGGGACACUGAAAGCGUAAAACGUAUUCAGUGUUUCCUCAAAUGUAAAAAGAAAGAAGUUGUUAAUUUUAAGCAGAUGUAGAUAUGAAAACUAUUUGUAAACAAUUUGGGGUUGUUCAAAUGUUACAAUGAUUAGUAUUUCUAUGGAGAAUGCUUAUAUCCUUGUCUAGGCUUUUGUUACCAGUAGCCCUCACAGGGCAAGCACAUAAGAACCCUGUUACAAAUCUGAGGAUCCUAGGGGUGCCUCCAGGUCCUCAAAGGAGCUGACAGGUUUUAGGAAAUAGUUACUUCUACUGUCCUGGACAGUUCAGCCUUAACUUUCACUUUUCUAUCAUUUUAUAUCUGCUUAGGAACACAGGGAGUAUGUUCACAGAGCUCCACAAUGAGGAAUGAAAACCCUUGUUUUAUGCCCCUCCCAGAUGUGAAUUCCAGGAUUUCUUGGAUG